CCCACGCACGCCACGUCCCGUCGCGCUACGCCACGCCGAGCCAAAAGGACGAGGAAGUAGAGGCAUCAGCAGCAGCAAGUACCUCGAAGUUUGGAGUGACAGCCGCGGAUCCUCGGGGCAGGUCCUUGGACCUGGAGCGCGUCUUUCCAGCGAUCUGGGAUCUCCUCUCCCGGAGAAGCGCCGUCCAGUUCCCCGGGUGCAUCCUGGGGCUGGUCUUCCACCUCCCGACCCCGCUUGACCCGCAGCCUCCUCGCCUCCUUCUCAGACUCAAGACCACCAGCCGCAUCCCCCUCCCCCCAAUCCCCCAGUCUGUCUGCUGUGCACGUGACGUGUCUAUGGAGAUGGCUUCUCUAGACUAGCUGCCCCAGGACUACCAUGAUUGAGUUGGUAGCAGAGCUGAGCCGAGGCCCUGUGUUUUUGGCUGGGGAGGCACUGGAGUGUGUGGUGACUGUCACAAACCCCCUAUCUCCCACGGCCACCUCUGCAUCCAGUGAAGCAUUGGCCUGGGCCAGUGCUCAAAUACAUUGCCAGUUCCAUGCCAGUGAGAGCCGUGUGGCACUGCCCCCCCCAGACUCCAGCCAACCAGAUGUCCAGCCUGAGAGCCAGACUGUGUUCUUGCCACACCGAGGUGAGCGGGGUCAGUGUAUCUUAUCUACUCCUCCAAAGAUUCUGUUCUGUGACUUGAGGCUAGACCCUGGAGAGUCCAAAUCCUAUUCCUACAGUGAGGUGCUUCCUGUGGAAGGGCCACCAUCUUUUCGGGGUCAAUCUGUCAAGUACGUCUACAAGCUGACCAUUGGCUGCCAGCGGGUUAACUGCCCCAUCACUUUGCUUAGGGUCCCACUGAGGGUGCUUGUGUUGACUGGCUUCCAAGAUGCCCUUUUUCCCCAGGAUGAGGUUGUGGCUCCAUCCAGCCCAUUCCUGGAAGAAGAAGAAGUAGGCAGAAAGGACUCCCGGCUAGCAGAAUUAGCAGGAGAGUUCCUAAUGGCUGCCACAUCCCGACGCAGUUUGUAUCUGUACAAUAUCAGCGACGGUCGAGGGAAAGUUGGGACCUUUGGAAUCUUCAAGUCCGUGUACAGACUUGGGGAGGAUGUAAUAGGGACCCUGAACCUGGGGGAGGGGACUGUGGCCUGUCUACAGUUCUCAGUGAGUCUACAGACAGAAGAGACUGUCCAACCUGAAUAUCAGAGGCGCCGGGGGGCAAGUGGGACUCCAUCUGUGUCCCAUGUGACUCAUGCCCGACACCAGGAAUCCUGUCUACAUACAACCAGAACUAGCUUCUCUCUUCCCAUUCCACUAAGCUCUACCCCAGGCUUCUGCACAGCCAUUGUGUCCUUGAAGUGGCGACUACAUUUUGAAUUUGUGACAUCUCGGGAACCUGGCUUGACACUACUCCCUCCAAUGGAGCAGCCCAAGCCUGUGGUCUGGACGGGACCGGAACAAGUGCCUGUGGACACCUUCAGCUGGGACCUCCCCAUCAAGGUGCUGCCCACGAGCCCUACGCUGGUUUCCUACGCUGCUCCAGGACCCAGUGCCAGCACCGUCACCAUCUGAUUUGGUCUCUAGAUCCCUACCAUGGCACUUUGGUGCCUAGACACGGCAUGGAAAGACAGACACCAUGGCCCUCUCCUUCCUUUCUGGGGCUGUGCGAGUCUGAGAAGGAACUCCAAGGCAGGCAUUUGGCUGUCCAUUAACUUAUUUAUUUAGAAUAAAUUCACAGCUGCUAGUGGUUUCCCUGGAGGUGGCAGCAGCCGCAGUGGGCAGGCAGGCAGCAGAGUGGAUGGUCAGUAGAACCUAACUGGGAUGUGGUCUUGGGGCCCCAGCAUCAGGGGUAUUGGCUGAGCCCCAUUCAGGGUCAGGAGGGCCUCCCCUGCAGGGUAGGUGUGGAUCAGAUUUUUGCACCAGGGAGAUAUGGCAGGUCCCUUCCUCCCGUCGUACCUCACACCCAGCUGGGAAGUCGAUAGGUUGCUGGGACCUAGAUGAACAUAAUGGGUAAGGAAAUUGCACACUGAGGUUGCUGUCUCUCCCCUACAGCCUUGCCUCCAGUCAAAUUCUAUUUCAUGAAACCUUGUUUUGAAGCAAGAAUAGGACUUGACUUCCACUCUAGACAUUAACUUAUUUGGUACCUCUUCUCUUCCUUACAAUGUAUUCUUCCUUUUCCAUAUACCUUAAUCCCUUUUGUCACAUCUAGUUAAUCUUAUGACAUCCCUGGUCACUUCCCUCCUUUCAUACUUCCCCAUUCCCACAUUAUAGCAAUCCCAGAUCACUUACGUAUCACAGCAACCCACACCGAUGGGAUGUAGGCAGGUGCAGUGGAAACAGUCACUUCGGAGCCAGGAUUCACCCAGGGUAAAAUAUUUUCCCUCAUAGUGACAGGGGGCUGAGGAGGAAUGAGAAAGGUUAGCAAGGAUGGGAUGGCUUAUAAGAAGAACUUUGACUUGAAGUAGGAGAAGAACGAACAUUAAUCUACAAUUUUGGGGGGAGCUGAGGGGAAUUUGUAAAUCAAGUAUUUGUAAAUCCUGAGCAAGGAGAGGGAUGGGUUAAGAAGGAAAAAAGGCAUCUUUUUAUAAAUAAGUAUAGUGGCAAAAAUGGGGCUUAGAUAAUUUCCGUUAAGCCUCCCAGUUUCUUCUGUUUUUCUGUUCUCCCUUCUUCCAUUUUUACCUUGAGCUUGGAAGUAGCAUUUGCUGUGAGCUCCUUGCAGUUGCAGAAGAAGUGAAAUCAUCAAACAGAUGGUUCCCCAGCUUCUCAGGGUCCCCCUAGUCCCCUUAGCCCACUGCCUCAGGGCCAUUCUUGCAAGGCUAAUUUCACGGAUCUGCUUUGCUCUUGCUCUGAACCUCUGUCUUGUCUCCUCUUUUCUGUUUCCCCUCUUAGUCUGUCUCCCCUGGGCUCUUGUCUCACACCAUUCUAUGCCCUCUGCUCUUGUAGGCAUGGGGAUGUUUAUAAAGUGAGGACCCUGGCCCCCUGCUGAGGAGAGCUGGAAAAGCUGUAACUUGGUGUUUCCUGGGGUGAGGGCAUGAAAACAAGAGGUCCAGCUUUUAACAAGCUGUGAGAGCUGAUUCAUGUCCCAGCACAGCUUGGGAGGGGUGGGGGUUGGUGGACAUGGAAGGGGCACUGGCCUGGGCACUUCACCAGUAAAGAGAAGUGGGAGGGGUGGUAGACUGCUAGGUGGUCCCCAGAUCUUUUCCCUGACCUAGGGAGGAGGGAACAUUUUUUCCUUUUCUGUUCCCUCCUUCCCCCAAAGGGGGAGGGUAUAGGGUAUUGGGAUUCCUGCCUGGACCGGAGGGAGGCAUUUCCUGGGGACGGUUAGUUCUGUGUCCUAGCCAAACCAAGGAGCUGCAGUGGGGCACGACGGCCAGAGGCUCCAGGAAAGGGAACUAACAUUGCUGUUGCUACCUGGAGUGAAGAAAGAUAUCUCCCUCACUCCCCUCACCCCCAGGCUGAAAUUGCCCCAGAGAUGAAUUUGCCACCCUCCAGUGGAACUGUUAUCCUUUUCACAUAUCCUUCAAUCUUCUCUUUCAUUCCCCCUUCUCCCCUGUAAGGCUCCCCCUUCCCCAUUUUAAGUCUGCUAGAGGUGGAUCGACUUUUCUCUUAACAGGUGAAACCUUUACAUUCUCCUACAUAAGAGGGAAGGCUCUCAGUUGUCCUGAGAUGAGUUUGUGGUUUCCCCUCUGAGGUAGGGAGUAUUUAUAUCAUCCCAGAGAUGGAUUUUUCUCAACCAGAUGUUUCAAAGAUGUUGCUUCAAACAAGCCUUCCCUUCAAACCUGGUGGGAGUUGUACUAAGCUAGUAUGGACAAACAUACUCAGUGCUGAACAUGGAUAAAGCCAACCCUCUUUAUACCUUCUAGGCUGGGCUAGAAGCUGAAGGUCUUGAGAACAAGGGAAGUGAAGCUCCAAGGUGUCCAUUGUCUUGGUGUUUUGCAUGUACCUUAUUAAACCUCUUAGAAGCCCUCUGCUUAAAGUACAAGAGGACUGGGAGUCACCAAAGACUUGCUAGAACCUUGUAUGUUGGAUCAUAUGUAGUGGACACUGCUCAAGUAGGAUAUCUACAGUCUUGGAGCCUACCACCUUACAGCCUUUAAACAGAAGGGGCUACUCCAUGCAAUUCCUUUGGCUCUAGCUGGCUUUUGGCAGGGUUUGCCCUCCUGUGCUUCAUGUUAGUCAUUUCCUUCAUAUCACUUAUAUUAUUCGUUCUUUCUACCCCAUGUCUCCAAUAUGUCUUGUUUUUCAUCCAUGUGCCAUCACAGAAUUCCUGAAGGUGGGUAGUGGAGCCAUUAUUGAGUAAAGGAAAAAACACUGAAUUUGGAGGCAGAACAUCUGACUUUGAGUCCCAGGUAUAUUGCUAGUUGUGUGGCCAUGGGGUUCUAUGGAUUUCAGUUCCCUUUUAAAGAUGAUCAGGGGAAAGCAGAUGAAUCUGUUAUGUCCCAGCACUGACAUAAUCCUGUGCUAUCACUAUUAAGUUUAUAUUCUGGAGCUGGCUGGCACUGGUCCCUGUUUUCUCCUUGACUUAUUUUAAAUCCUUACCUUUCACUUAGAAUCAAUACUGUAUAUUCCAAGGCAGAAUUGUGAUAAGGGCUUGGGAAUUAAGGGACUUGUCCUGGGUCACACAGCUAGGAAGUGGCUGAGGUCACGUUUGAACACAGGACCUCUCCUGUAGACCUGGCUUGAAAUCAGCUAAGCCUCCUGACUGUCUCCCCUUUGAUUCUUAAGGGAAAGGUUGGUGUAGUCUGAACCUCUGUAACUUGAACCUUCCCCUUCUAAUCCCAAACUUCAAGACAGAAGGAGGUACACUUUUGCCUCUAAUGGACUUUGAUACUCCACUCAUCUUUGAAUUCUGAUUUGAAUUUUGCCUGAUUGACUUUGUUCAAAUCAGUUCUGGAUCAAGUGUUUCUUUGAUCCUAAAUUCCCAUCUCCAGACUCCACUCUCCCUACUUGCAACCCUGCCCCAAAAUACAGCAAAACUAUUCUAUGAAUGCCUGUUUGCCCUCCUACAAGUCACCUGACACUACUUGUCCUAAGACACCUUUCCCUACUUACUGAGCACAACUUUGGAGGUGAAUUUUGAAGAAAUUCCCCUUGCACUUCUAACAAGUAUCUCUUUCCUGACCACCAUCCCUCCCUCCCUCCCUCCCUCCCCCCAAUCUGUCGGCCUUCUCCACAGAUUUCAAGUUCUCUCCUUCAGGAAAAGGCAACUCCCCACCUCUAUAUGGAAGAAAGUUAAAAAAAAUGUCCAGAGGGUGCCAGGUACCAACCUGCAGGUGUCUGUUGUGGGGUAGGAUACACCGAAAUCAGUGAGUGAAUCUAGUCUGGACAUCGGCAAUCCUACUGACCACUACCUGUGACUGGUAGUCUGUGUAGUCUCGAGCUGGGAGACUGGCUAGGUGACUGCUGGCCACCAGCUGGUGCAGCUUGCAGUUUGGGGAAGAGGGGAGAACCUUAAGAGGACCAGAAGUUUGUCUAGGGGGAGCCUGGAGGUCUUGGGUUCUUGCUGGCCUGUAGAAGCAGCCGUUAGCGGUUGGACCUCCUCUGCAGCUGGGGUGGGCUUGACAUUUGUCGAUAUGGAGGGAUGGGAGGAGGAAUUGUAGGGAGUUCCUAUGCCCGAGGAUUGGGCAUCUGCAUUCUAAGAGAGGUUUGGCAGUUGACCCCCCUUGGGGUGGUGGUGCUAGGGUCUCCUAACGGGCAGAGCGUGUGUAGUGUUCCAGGUUGUGACGAGGUUGGCUGCGUGUGCAUGGAGCCAGGGUAAGGGGGGCAGUGUGGCGUCUUAGGUAUCUACAUUUGGGGGUCGAGGUUCAGAACAAUAGCCAAAAGGGCUGCGCUGUGUACCCGAAAAACGUUAGUUGGGGUAGGGCCUUGGCUAGGGGGGGCAGUAGGGGGCGGCUUUAGCACGCGGUCGUAUCCGUGGUGCUGGAGGGAGGGGUGGGAGUGUGAGCUGGCGGUUGGCGCGCCUGGUGCUUAUCCUCCGUGGUGGGGGCUGGGGUGGGGUGGGGGUGAGCUGCUGGUUGGCGCGCGCGGUGCCUGUCCUCGGUGCUGGGGGUUGGGGGUGAGCUGGCGGUUGGCGCGCGCCGGCCCCGCGGGGACAAGGAAAACAUCCGCCGGAGGCCGGGCUGGGCGGUGAUCCAGGAAUACAGGGCAGGUGCGCGGCUGCUGAGGAAGUGAGCACAUUCCGGCCUCCUGGCCUGCAGGCAGGCGGGUCGGCCCUCCGGGUUCUGUUGGUAUUCUGUCCCAUCUGAUAUGAAGUAGGAAGAUCACACUCUGAUUUGGUGUAGACCAAGAAGCAAGCAAACAGAUGAAGAAAUGGUUCCAGUGAAGAAAUGAUUUGCCAUUUCCUUCUCCAGAGAGGUUAAGUGACUUGUCCAUACAGGUAGUACAAGAUGAAAUUCUGACUCGGGUUCUCUGACAUCAAAUCCACUGCUUUUCUGUUACAUUCAGAAAAUUAGGUUACUCCUAUUCUUCUGGUAGGUUUGUAGGCAUCUGUGUGCUUCUUGAGUGUCUAAAACCCAUCAUUAAAAUCCAUUAGAUUGUACUCUUCUGGGUAGCAGGGACAGUCAUUUUUGGACAAGCACAAUACCUGGCACAAAAUUUUGUUUAUGAGUGCUUAAUGUGAUUUUCUUACUCGCUGACUACAGCUAUGUUUAUCUCAAGCUGUUUCUUUCCCUCUGGGUUGCCCUUUCCUUCUUUUCUCUUUCAUUCAAGAUGAAAGUGAUUUGUUUUUGCCUCAUUAGUCAAGAGUGCUGAAUGGAAAAUUCGGACACAACUCAAUAUGGUUUUUGGCUUAGAUUUAUGUAUACAAGAUUUGUCAUAUACCUUUCUUACACACACCGUCCUCCCCCCCCUCUACUGGGAUACCCAUCUGUCAAUAAAUAAAUAAGAAUUUAUUGAAUUGAA
This is a messenger RNA of Monodelphis domestica (gray short-tailed opossum), 6879 nucleotides long. It is a transcript of the gene RGP1, whose product is annotated as RGP1 partner of RAB6A GEF complex. The record is from RefSeq and is a predicted model, not a curated record. NCBI's taxonomy places the organism in Eukaryota, Metazoa, Chordata, Mammalia, Didelphimorphia, Didelphidae.